Molecule: messenger RNA, 2095 nt
Organism: Chrysoperla carnea
Lineage: Eukaryota; Metazoa; Arthropoda; Insecta; Neuroptera; Chrysopidae
Product: serine/threonine-protein kinase pakF
Exons: 3
Source: RefSeq, a predicted model, not a curated record
ACUAAAUUAUACAAUAACAAUAAUAAUUCAAAUGGCAAUGAUGAAGAUCAUAAUGCAUUACAAUUUCAAGUUGUUGAUGACAAUGGCGAUGAUUUAAAUAAUAAUAAUGAUGAUAAGAGCUGCGCAGUUUUACAACAAAGUAUAAAUGAUGAUUGUAGUACAGCACAAUCAUCAUCGUUAAUACAACAAAAUAGUAAUGAAAUUACAACACGACAACGUAGUCAACAAAUCACCUGUUCAACUAUUACCAAACCGUCGACAGAAACAACGCACCAAGUCAGUAGUUGUUAUCAACAACAGCAACUUAGUUUAAAAAAUAAUAUUAAUAUUAAUAAUAAUAAUAAUAAAAGUGACUGUGAUAUUAAACACGAAGUGGAUAAAAAUAUUACGAGCGAAACCGAUGAUUCAUUGUUGAUAAGACGUCGACAAUCAUAUUUAGUGAUUUCAAUUGAUUAUCAUAAAAAGAUUGAAGAACAAAUCGAUGAAUGUGAUAAUAAAAGUUACGAGAAUCGAAAACGUAGGCCUACAUUACAAUUGGGUAAUUUGGAAAUUAUACCAACAGAGAAUCCAAUAUUAAAUGAUCGUCGUUUAUCACAAAUAUCAUCAUUGGAGCUUUUUAACAAUCAAAAUAAGAAGAAACGUUUAAGUUUUAUUGAAAGAAUGUCAGCAUUAGUUACGGAUCCAAAAGAUGGUGGUGUUGUUACUAUUCAUGAUUUACCGAUGACAUUUCAAGUGAAAUAUUUAGGUCAUUGUCCAGCCAAAGGAUUAUGGGGUAUAAAACAUACACGUGGUCCUGUCGAUACAAUGGUAAAAGUAGCAAAAAAUCUACCACCUGGACAAAUAUUACCAAUUGUACGUGUAACAAUAUCCACAAAAGGUAUAACAAUCACACAACAAGUGAACAAUAAACGUAUUGAAAAUUGUUAUGCAAUUGAAACGAUCUCAUACGGUGUACAAGAUCUUGUAUAUACACGUGUAUUCUCAAUGAUUGUGGUCUAUGAAGAUAUGAAAGAUCAACAUCCAUUUGAGUGUCAUGCGUUUGUGUGCGAGUCCAGGAAUUCAGCCAGGCGGCUAACGUAUGCAUUAGCGGCAGCGUUUCAAGAUUAUAGUAAACGGGUACAGGAAACAAUGAAAGAUGAUCCAAGUUCACCGAUUAAAAAGAAGUUUGCUAUUGAUUUAAGGACGCCUGAAGAGAUACAAGAGGAUAUUGAAGCGGAAACUGAAGCGUGAUUGACUAUUUUAAAAUGUUUUUUCAUGAGAACUUUGAGAAUAUAAGUGUUUUUAUUUGAAGGAUUUUACCAAUGUAGGUAAAAAUAGUCAAUUUGGAAACAAUUUAUAUAUGACGAAACUACUGCACCAUAAGAAAGAUAAAUUUCCUUGAUCAAGCAAGACAAUUAUUUGAGUACUUAAAUUUAGUGGUACUUCGUUGUUUAAAUUUUUGCAAAUGAAUCAGUUUGAUUAUCAAGUUUGAUUAACUUCUCGGCUCUUAUCAUUAAUUUAAACUCCUAUUCCUCGCGUUUAAGGCUUAGGAGGUUUUGGUCUUAGAGCAACUAAGUUAGAGUGACUGUCCUGGGGAGUGACACUCUUAGAUCAUUGGGUCCGUUGAGAUACGAGAAAGUGGGUUAGCCUACUCCCAACCAUUACUCUGUGAACCAUUUGCAGCUGUUUAAGAACAGCAAGAGUGUUUUGACGUCAUCGGACUUCAAAUCGGAAAGGUCGUCAAAGAAAGGCUAAGUCCAGUGAGUGCACAAUUGUUUUCCAUGGACUCAUAUAAAAAUGCAGUUACCAAAAUAUUUUUGUGUAGUUUUUCUUUUUUUUUUGACUAUAUGAAAUAAAAAUCUCGGUUUUUUUAUUUAGUUGGGAAUUUAACCCGUCAUUUUACAGUUAGUUGCUAUCAUCAGCUUCUGGAAAAUACCAGAAAAAAGGUGUUUAAUUUUAAUCAGUUUGGAGUCUCGUCAUGCCAAUCGAUUGAUUUUUUUAUUUAACACUUUUGUACAGAUUAGAGCACAAGUAAUCAUCUUAUUUUUAAAAGCGAAACUUCUCAGUCAAGCAAGCUGCAAAACGAAAGCACUUUUGGGGAGGAAGAUAAGUUUUU